CAAAAGCUGUGCCUUGCAGUUGGUUCGCUGCCGUCGUCAGGUGCAGUUGGGAAAUCGCGAGAAAAAUCAAUUUUCGAAAAUUGCAUCCACUCGUUGAAAUUUCUCCCGUGAUCGAUCCUCCUCCAUGAAGUGGGAGAACUAUUGCGACUUUGUGGCCGGAUGUUUUGGCGGUGCUUGCGGGGUGCUGGUGGCCCACCCACUCGACACAAUCAAAGUAUGGCAACAGGCCUCGAAUUCAUCCGUCGUGACAGCUAUUCAACAGAUCUACAGUCGCAACAAUGGGGUCAACGGCUUCUACAGGGGCAUGUUCUUCCCGUUCAUCUCGACGGGAGCGAUCAACUCGCUGCUCUUUGGCAUCUACGGCAACCACCUGCGGCAGCUGAGGAAGGUGUGCCACAGUGAUUACCAACGUGAGCAGCUGGAGUACCACAACAUGUUCUUGGCGGGAUCGGUGGCUGGUUUCGUGCAAUCCUUCAUCGCCUGUCCCAUGGAGCUGAUCAAAGUCCGUCUGCAGACAGCGACCUAUUACAAUGACUACCUCUAUGGCCAGCGGCGGACUGCCUUUGGCACUUUCAAAAGGAUACUCAAGACUGAUGGGAUCUCGGGACUCUAUCGCGGCCUGUUGCCAAUGAUGUGUCGCGAUGUCCUGCCUUAUGGAAUCUAUAUGCUGGCCUAUCGCCAAGGCGUUGAUUACAUGGACAGACGGGAUUUUGUGCGUCGGCGACGUAGUCAGUCGGACGGAUCGAGUGUGAACCUACUGGUGACCACACUAGCAGGAGCCUGGGCCGGAGUCAUCUCGUGGGUGUGUGUCAUUCCGUUCGACGUGGUCAAGACGCUGAUGCAGGCGGACGAGAACCAUAAGUACAGGGGAAUCUUCCACUGUGUGCGGGUUCAGUACAGGGCCUACGGCUGGAGGAGUAUCUUUCGCGGCAGCUGGAUGUUGGUGGCAAGAGCGGUCCCUUUUAAUGCCGCCACUUUUCUGGGCUACGAGUACGCACUGGAGGGAUGUCAGCGGUUGAAUGGCACCUAUGUAUGACCCAGAGAGUCUGGUGGGGAUUAAGAGAAGUACGCUAUGGAGUGGUGUGAGCGGGUGUAUGGCACCUAUGUAUGUAUGAGUCAAAGAGUCUGGUGGUGAUUAAGAGGAGUCAGCGGUUGAAUAUGAGCCAGAGAGUCUGGUGUUGACCAAGAGCUUUAACUAAUUUGUAUGCUAAAAACUUAAAAAUCAACUGAGUCGCAUGUGAUUGAAAUUUAAUAAACUAUUUUAAUAUUUUAAUAACUAAUUAAACGAUGACUUGAAA
Molecule: messenger RNA, 1298 nt
Organism: Drosophila eugracilis
Lineage: Eukaryota; Metazoa; Arthropoda; Insecta; Diptera; Drosophilidae
Product: solute carrier family 25 member 45
Exons: 5
Coding region: 125-1036 (303 amino acids)
Biological process (GO): mitochondrial L-ornithine transmembrane transport
Cellular component (GO): mitochondrion
Molecular function (GO): high-affinity L-arginine transmembrane transporter activity
Source: RefSeq, a predicted model, not a curated record